AUGCGCUGCAUCCGGAACAUAUUGGGCAUAUCUUGGAAGGACAGGGUCACGAACGAGAGGGUUCUUGAGAUUGCUAAGCUGCCCAGCCUCUUUGCGCUGCUAAAGCAGAGACGCUUACGUUGGCUGGGGCAUGUGCAUCGUAUGCAACCUUCUCGUUUGCCGCGGCGUGUUUUGCUUGGCGCCAUAGCUGAUGCCAAGAGAAGCGUUGGUCGACCGAUGCUACGGAAUAAGGACUGCGCCAAGCGAGACAUGCACGCCUUCAACAUCCCGGUUCAUCAAUGGGAGAAGCUUGCCGAGGACAGAGAUAAGUGGCGCAAACUGGUGUCCGUCGGUAGUAAAAUCCACGAUGACGCUUGGUUUAAGACACUCGCCAAGCCACCAACGACGACAGCAACCUCGUCGACAACGGAAGCAACCAUGAAAGAGCCCAGUGGUAGUAGCGGAGACUACCCACCAACAUGUCCUAAAAACGAGGAGUACUACGACUGCACAAACGGCUGCACAGCGUGGAAGUGCUCCGAGCUCGGUUUCCCAUUGGACUGCGACAAGUGCACGCCCGGGUGCGUUUGUAAGGACGGUCUCGUGCGUGCUGAUGAUGGCACUUGCAUUCCUGCAAAUGGAUGCCCAUCAUGUGGCGGUGAUAAAAAUGCCCAACAAGGAUGCGGCAGUAACUGCAACAAAAUGUGUUCUGAUAUUGGUAAACCACCAAAGCCUUGCCCACCAAGUUGCAUAUUCAACGGUUGCACAUGCAGAGAACUCUAUUACUACGACGCUAAUGAAAAGAAAUGCGUGAAGCCAGAGGAUUGCACACUUACCUGCCCAGCAAACGAAGAGUAUUCUCCUUGCAUCCAAAGCGGCUGCACUGCCAAGAACUGUAGCCAACUCGGGAAACCGGUGCCUUGUAUAAGAAUAGACCCGAAGUAUUGUAUUAAGGGGUGUGUCUGCAAAGAGGGGUACUUUAGAAACGCAAAAGAAAAUUGUGUACCUGAAGACCAAUGCAAGACACUUACCUGCCCAGCAAACGAAGAGUAUUCUCCUUGCAUCCAAAGCGGCUGCACUGCCAAGAACUGUAGCCAACUCGGGAAACCGGUGCCUUGUAUAAGAAUAGACCCGAAGUAUUGUAUUAAGGGGUGUGUCUGCAAAGAGGGGUACUUUAGAAACGCAAAAGAAAAUUGUGUACCUGAAGACCAAUGCAAGACACUUACCUGCCCAGCAAACGAAGAGUAUUCUCCUUGCAUCCAAAGCGGCUGCACUGCCAAGAACUGUAGCCAACUCGGGAAACCGGUGCCUUGUAUAAGAAUAGACCCGAAGUAUUGUAUUAAGGGGUGUGUCUGCAAACAGGGGUACUUUAGAAAUGCAAAAGAAAAUUGUGUACCUGAAGACCAAUGCAAGACACAACCCUGCCCAGCCAACGAAGAAUACUCCUCCUGCAUCAACGGUGGAUGUGGACCCAGGAACUGCAGUCAGAUCGGCAAGCCGAGCUCCUGUGUGCAUCCUGUCAAGUGCAUCGAAGGAUGCGUCUGCAAACAGGGCUGGUUGCGGGCCGGGAAUGGAACCUGCGUACCUAGGGACCAAUGCAGAACAAAAUGCGGACUUAACGAAAUAUACAGCGACUGUCCCAACCCCUGCCCGCCUAGGAAGUGCAACCUCAAAGAUGCAGUGUUCAAAUGCAAGGCGCCGCCUCAGCUAGGGGACCCUGAAUGCAAGCCUGGGUGCACGUGCGCUAAAAACUAUUACAGAAAUGCAACAGGAUCGUGUGUGCUAAAGAAGAACUGCGAAAAACCAUUGAAAUGUCCAGAAAACGAACAGUAUGAUCCCUGCCCGAUGGUCUGUCCCCCUCAAAAAUGUGGUGUCAACCCAGCUGUGAUUCUGUGCCGGCGUAAUCCAGAGUAUGGGGAUCCAAACUGCGAACCAGGAUGCAUCUGCAAGGACGAAGAAGUGCGGAACGAUGCCGGACAAUGUGUCCCGAAGGAUAAAUGCCCAAAAUGUACUGGCCAGAACGAAUACUGGGAACCCUGCAUUCAAGGCUGCUCGAACCAAACUUGCGGAAGCAUCGGUCAAAAAUACUACUGCCCAUUCCAGAAAGGCUGCAAGAAUGAUUGCAGAUGCAAACCCGGAUUCUACAGGAAAGAUGUUGGAUCACCUUGCAGUCUCACAGAGGAACAGUGCACCAAAGGAAAGUGUCCAACUGGUGAGAAAUGGAACACGUGUCCUGCGAUCAAAUGUGAUGCGGAUUACUGCGCGAAAAAUAAAGAUUCACCAAAACAGUGCCCGAUUGGAAUAGUAUGUGACCCGCCAAGGUGCACAUGCGAGAUAAAUGAAAAGAGAGACAGGAAGACUGGCAAAUGUAUCCCAGUGGCUGACUGUCCACCAUUCCCAUGCCCCCGCAAUGAAGAGUACAGAGUUUGUCCGCCGCCGUGCCCCGGAGAGUCGUGUUUUGCGUACAUCGUCGGGCCACUGGUGGGACACUGCCCGCCGAACGAGCCCGGGACUAUCUGCAUACCGCAAUGCAGGUGUUACAAAGGAUAUUCGAGAAACGAUAACGGAACUUGCAUACCAAGUAAAGACUGCAAGACAACACCAACAACUACAGUAAAACCGCCUACUACCAGCACCGGUGUGAGAGGCUCUGGAUUGUCAGGCGUACUAGAUGGGAUCACAGCAUUCACUGGAAAAUGUCUUUAUGAACGCAUGCAAUCUGCACCUAACGAGAACAUCAUAAUGUCAGCAAUGUCGGUAUUCACUCCGAUAGCCGAGCUUUGUUUGUACUCGGACGGACCAGCUUUUGAUCAGUGCAUCGAGAUACUGAAUCUUAAGGACAAACAAGAUAUUCGGGAUACUUUUACUAAUUUCUCCUCCUUAUACGAAGGUGUAACUAGUGUUAACUUUUCCACUGCUGCCAAAGUAUAUCCUAGUGAUAAGUACCAGCUGAGCGAUGGUUUCAAAAAAGAUGUCGUUGACGUCUUCCGCGCCGAAACACAAGAGAUCGAUUUCAUUAAAAAAAUUCAAGCUGCAGCUAUUAUGAACGCCUGGGUUGAAAGUAAAACCAACAAUAAAAUUAAAGAUUUAGUUUCACCUGACAUGCUAAAUGAAAUGACAAGGAUGGUACUGAUCAACGCCAUUUACUUCAAGGGUAAAUGGCAGAAACAAUUUAAUGAAAAUAAUACGAAAGAAGAAGAUUUCUAUUUAGGCGAUGGUUCAACUACAAAAACCAAGUUGAUGUAUCAAGAAAUCAAGGACCUAGAGUAUGGAGAAGAUGCAUCUUUGGAUUGCAAGGUGGUUCGAAUCCCUUACACAGGCGAAGAGAGCUCCGCGAUAAUUGUUUUACCAAACAGCAUUAACGGCACAAUGCAGUUGGCCAAAUAUCUACAACUUCCGGCUAAUUGGAAGAAACUCUUAGAUAGCCUCUCCCCUCAAAAAGUACAACUAUAUUUACCAAAAUUUGUAAUUAGCACAACUACAGACUUGAAGGACUUAUUAAAGAAGGCUAAUAUUACCAAUUGGUUUGACUGCGGCAAUUCUGGUUUAUCCGGACUUUUAGCCAAACCAGAAGAUAUCUGCAUGACUGAGGCCAUUCAAAAAGCGUGGUGUGAAGUCAAUGAAAUAGGAACAGAGGCUACUGCAGCUAAUGCUGUCGUUAUUACUAGGAAGUCACCAUCAAUUGAACCCAGAAAAUUAAUAUUCCGAGCUGAUCACGGUUUCCUUUACCAUAUACUUAUGAAAGAUCAAAUAAUGUUCUCUGGUGCGGUGCGCACUACCCCUUGAAUAGAGAGGU
Messenger RNA from Cydia strobilella, 3775 nucleotides. Its product is annotated as zonadhesin-like. The transcript is spliced from 21 exons. The record is from RefSeq and is a predicted model, not a curated record. The coding region runs from base 1 to 3765 and encodes 1254 amino acids. Lineage: Eukaryota; Metazoa; Arthropoda; Insecta; Lepidoptera; Tortricidae.